CCUUCGCCUACGCUAGCAAUAGUUUAUUCUAAAAUACAUCAAUUCCCGAAUGUUUACCUCGACAUUCCCGACCAUGUCCCUUGACUUGGUCGGCAUCAUUCUCCUGGCCGAUCUCUCGCUCAUCGCACAGCGAACCGCCCUCACAGGCGGCUCCACAUUCCUGGAUACAUUUGUCCUCUGCCCCGGACUGCAUCGCCAGCAGGAUACUGCUAAUGUUCACAGCGGAGAGUACCCGGCUGUAGCUGCAAUGACAACAGGCUAUGUCUUUCGCGUCGAGAAUCCAGCAACAGUUAAUUUCUUUCAAAGGGUUGGGCGCACGGGCCAACUGACUACACUUUCCGUUGCCAAUAUCCGCAAUUCUACGCAAGGGUGGCUUUCUCGUUUUAUGUCCUCUAUCGACAGUUCCAUGUCACUCGGAGCUGUCGCGGCAUAUCUCCUCGCAGUUGGCGGCACAAUCACCGUCUCAUACCUUCUCGUCCUCACACAGGACUGGUGGGGCCUUCGAGUGCUCGCCGUUCUAAUGUUUACCCGAUUCAUCAAUGUGCUUUUGAUUCAGUCUCGCAGUCGUGCCGGUUGGAGCGGAGCCUCUGAACCGGGCGUAGUUGGAGACCUCCUCGUUCUGCUAAGCCAGGACCGCUGGAUCCGGAUUACGGGAUAUGUGGAUGAUCUCAAAUCGGUGACAUCUGGAGAAUGGCUCCGUGAUAUGACUCGGGUCGAAAGUGCCGUGUCCGGGUUUACAACCUUACUAGUCUACUUGAAUGUUGCCUUAGCAAGCAACGUGAAAUUAUCUGGGCAAGUCCUGUUGCUGUUGCUCUUGGUAGGAACGAGCGGUCUGCUAGGACUGGUGAAUAUGUUAACGCAAGGGCUCCAAAUGCAUGGCAACUUGAUCACUGUGGAUGGUCCACGAAGGAAAUACCGAAGGAGACUGGAUCUUGCAGAAGCAUUGAUCAAGGAGACAGGAAGGGACGAUUGGGCAGUGCGCUUGGGAAUGAUCAGUCCUUCUCAAGCGUCAACUGUAAAGGGUGGUUCGGCGGGGAAUGCUGCGUUCAAUGAAACGCUUACCAUGUGAUCUUAAGUUGGGCUGCGGCUGCAUGUGCUCAUC
Messenger RNA from Aspergillus pseudotamarii, 1102 nucleotides. RefSeq lists its product as uncharacterized. Bases 50 to 1069 code for a protein of 339 amino acids. The record is from RefSeq and is a predicted model, not a curated record. The transcript has a single exon. Lineage: Eukaryota; Fungi; Ascomycota; Eurotiomycetes; Eurotiales; Aspergillaceae.